UUACCCACUUCCUUUUCAAUGUGUUUUGAGCAGAUAAGAUGGUAAGACCUCCUUGCUGUGACAAGCUGAACCUUAAAAGGGGUCUCUGGACUGCACAGGAAGAUGCAAAGAUACUUGCAUAUGUUUCAAAGCAUGGCACAGGAAACUGGACAGCUGUUCCCAAAAAAGCAGGUCUUAAAAGAUGUGGGAAGAGCUGCAGGCUAAGGUGGACUAACUACCUGAGGCCUGACCUUAAGCAUGACAGCUUCACUCCCCAAGAAGAGGAGAUGAUUGUUAUGCUUCAUGCAGCCAUAGGUAGCAGGUGGUCCAUAAUAGCACAACAACUUCCUGGAAGAACAGACAAUGACGUUAAGAACCACUGGAAUACCAAGUUGAGAAAGAAGCUUUCUGAAAUGGGAAUCGAUCCUGUCACUCAUAAGCCUUUCUCUCAAAUACUUGCUGAGUAUGGAAACAUUGGAGGCCUUCGAAAACCUGGCAGCAGAAUUGGAUCUCUCAAUAAAGAUUUUAAGAAUGUAACUAUGUUGAAAUCUGAACCAUAUCCAUGCCCACCACAAGGAUUCCCAAACAUCAGCAGUCAAUUGGUGCCCUCAACAACAUCACCCCAAACAGCACCAAUCCAAGACACCUUUUUGAGUAGAAACCAAGCUAACGACAACCAUUCAUUUGAUCUUCUUGCCGAGCUCCAAGCCAUAAAACUGGUCACGGAGGUCUCAAAUUGCAGCCACAACCCCACCCACCCACCACCAAUCUUCCUCGAAGAUUCCUUGUCAUCGUCGUCAUCAUCAUCUCCAACCUGUUCCACUGCAGCGCAAGAGAACUCACCCCUUGACUUAAGUUGGCAUGAAUUUCUUCUCGAUGAUGCAUUUCUACCAGCUGAUCCUCAAGAACAAGAAAUCAUCGCUGAGCAUUCAUCAAAGGAAUUUGCAAGCCAAAACCAAAAUGUGAUACAGAAAAAUGAGACAAAUAAGGAGGCUGCUAUAGAAGAAUGUAUUCAAGCUAAAGGAACAGAUUGUGAAAUCCUAAGCAAUGACUUUCAACCCUCUUCAUCCUCUGAAAUCUCUUUUGUGGAAGCCAUGCUAGAUCAAGAAUAUCGAAUGUUCUUAGACUUCCCUAACCUUUUGGAGGAACCAUUCUACUACUAAAGUCCCCUCCAAGUUGAUUGAUGAGAUUAAUACUAUAGUAUUAACCUAUAUAAUAGGUUAAGAAUAAGGACUUUCUGAAAAACCUUUUAUGGGCAGAGGGGCUAGAUUUUUAGCAUAGUGUUUCAAUUAUGGAUAUCUAAUAGCUUAUUCCUGAAAAUAAGUUCAUGUAAUUGGGUGAAUCACUGCUUGAUCUUUUCCCAACAGACCAUACUCUACUGAA
This is a messenger RNA of Carya illinoinensis, 1362 nucleotides long. Its product is annotated as transcription factor MYB35-like. Bases 39 to 1142 code for a protein of 367 amino acids. The record is from RefSeq and is a predicted model, not a curated record. Lineage: Eukaryota; Viridiplantae; Streptophyta; Magnoliopsida; Fagales; Juglandaceae. The transcript has 3 exons.